AUGGGUCCGAAUCUCAUUUCUUGGUCAUCAAAGAAGCAAACUUCAGUCUUUCGUUCUAGUACCAAAGUUGAAUACAGAGGAGUUUGUAAUCUUGUUACUGAACUAUUGGCAAUCAAAAAGCUUACGCUUGAAAUCAACAUAAGCAUACCAGUACCAGUGAUUCAGUGUGACAAUCAGAGAGCAAUACUCCUGGCAGCCAAUUUGGUUAAGCACUCUCAUUUAAAAUACUUUGAAACGGAUGUUUAUUUUCUUAGAGACUAUGUUGCCAAGGGGACUUUUCGAGUCCCAGGUGACUUGCAAGUUGCAAAUAUUAUGACUAAAGCUGUGUCUUCGAAUAAGUUCUUGGAAUUUAGAGACACUCAGGAUGCAAAGUUUUAG
Arachis stenosperma is the source of this 378-nucleotide messenger RNA. RefSeq lists its product as uncharacterized. The record is from RefSeq and is a predicted model, not a curated record. The transcript has a single exon. Lineage: Eukaryota; Viridiplantae; Streptophyta; Magnoliopsida; Fabales; Fabaceae. The coding region runs from base 1 to 378 and encodes 125 amino acids.